This is a messenger RNA of Branchiostoma belcheri (Belcher's lancelet), 1295 nucleotides long. Its product is annotated as pollen-specific leucine-rich repeat extensin-like protein 2. The record is from RefSeq and is a predicted model, not a curated record. The transcript is spliced from 6 exons. Bases 219 to 1295 code for a protein of 358 amino acids. NCBI's taxonomy places the organism in Eukaryota, Metazoa, Chordata, Leptocardii, Amphioxiformes, Branchiostomatidae.
CGCGCAUGAAUAGGAGAGUACUGCGGUCGAAACAGCUGGGUUGAGAGUCGCUGUACAUAUUUUCAGUGUCUCCUCGACAUUUGGUGAAACUUUAUGUCGUUUCCGGCCAAGCAAACUCUUCCUUUCCUCGCUACUGUGGCCCAACAAGUUGGAAACCAGACACUGGAAGACUGUACACGAGGUCUAGAGGAUCAGUCCAGAGGCGCGUUGCUCCGUCCAUGAUCGGCUUUGGACAUCGUCAAGUAUCCAGCGGGAAUCCGCAAACUUUCGCAAGGCCCCCCACCCAGCACCUCCUGCCGCCUGCUCAAUGUGCAAGGCCCCCUAACCACCCCGUUAAUUACCUACCGCAGCCCCACUUCGUGGUGCCAACGUGCGCUGCCAUGGAGCCGCGAAUCCCCCUAACGUACACCCGCCCCUUUCGUCCCGUGACCUACCAACCCUUUGUCAUGCCUGUGCAGCACCCCCCUCCAAACCGCUACCCCCCUCCCAUGCAGCAGCAGCAACAGAGUUAUCCCCCCCAGUCUGGCCAGUUCGUACCCCCCUCCAGUGUACCACCCCCUGCUUCAUACCAGCCUCAGCAGUACCCCAAAGCUUCAGCCUAUGCUAAGUCCCAGCCCCAGUACCCCAACACUUCUAACCAGCAGUACCCCAACACUUCUAACCAGCAGUACCCCAACACUUCUAGCCAGCAGUACCCCAACACUUCUAACCAGCAGUACCCCAACACUUCUAACCAGCAGUACCCCAACACUUCUAACCAGCAGUACCACAACACGUCUGCUUACGCUGAACCUGACCGUACUAACGGACAGACUGUAGCUAACUGGGCUGGCUGGCAGGGCGAGGGGUGGGAAAUAACAGAGCUGAGGAGAAGUCUGUACAGAGAGUUUGGGACCCUGUUGACCGUCCAUGGUCCCCUUGGUGAGAGGGACCAGCCUGUGUUAGGACUGUUCAUGGGGAUGCCAACAGAGGCUAGGCAGCUCAUUAAGGAGUGUGGUGGAGUGAAGGCCUUCCUGCUCCAGAGCCGGAUGUUCCAUGAGGAUGGGGGGAAGAUUUUCCUGUUGGACAAUCCGCCACCCCCGCCCAUGCAGGUGGUUUCCUCUACAGACAGUGGGCAGGGAAGCUGGGAGGGGAAUAGAGUCUCCUCCAGGCCUGCCAGUGGCAUCAACCCCAACGCUGUGGAGUUUGUUCCCAGUGAGUGCUCCUUCAGCGAGGCUAGCUCUGACGACGUGUUCGUGGAAGGUUCAGAAGAGACGGGUAAAAUGAACUUUCAAGAGAAGUACAAGAUCUGUUAG